ACGAAAUCAGCUACCAUAGCGACUCCGAGACGAUGGGAAGCCGCGCGCAGUCCGCAGUGAUAUGUGACAAGGUGCCCCAGCUCCUGGAGGAUUUCAAAAAACUUUCGGAAGAUCACGAUACGGCCGAUAUCGUUUUCGUGCUCGGCCCGUCCGAGGAGCGCGUCUACGCCCAUCGAAUUAUCCUGAUGGCCCGGUGCAAAUCAUUUCAGAACACAAAGCGGGGCGAAAUUUGUCGCAUUCCUGGGUGCACCGUGUCUACCUCGGCUCCGAUCGCCAUCCGACUGCCGCACAUCGAACCGGACAUCUUCCGGCAGUUUAUUCUGUAUGUCUACACCGCCAAGAUUAUGCUGCAGGAUUCAAAGGUGUUUGAAAUGAUGAUUCUGGCGCAGGAUAUGGGCGUUGAGGAGCUGAAGAUCGCCUGCGAGGAUCACGUCGGAAAAACGAUGUCGGUUGCCAACGCGUGCACAUUCCUAACUGCCGUGAUGGAAAUUCAGGAGAAAGCCUCCGGGGCCAAGUGCGCCGCGCCGUUUCUUGAGAAAUGCAUCACCUACAUUGCGGAGAACGCGUCCGAGUGCGUCAAAACGAACGCUUUCCUGAACCUCACGAAGGAAGGCCUCAUUCAGGUUAUCUCGUACGACAAUCUCGGAUUGGAAGAGGAGGACGUUUGGCGGUGUGUUCUGGCGUGGGCCAAAAACCAAGCCGGCGUAACUCAACCGACCGCCCACUGGUCGGAGGAGGAGAGGCAGCGCGUCUGCCUGUACCUGGCCCCGGUCAUUUCGCACGUGCGUCUGUUUCUCAUCGACAGCCAGGUGUUCGCCGAGGAGGUGGAACCAACGGGAGCCGUUCCGAUCGAGCUGUCGCUUGAGAGAUAUCGUCGGGCGGCGCUUCACUCAAACAAGCUGCCAACGAACGACAAGCGGCUGCAACCGCGACUGAUGCUGAACCUUUUCCACGGGUCGGCCAUUCUGAAGAAUGACAAAAUUCACUUCCAAGGCACCCUGAACGGGUGGUACGGCGGGGCCGCCAAGCAAACCUGGCGGAUGGUGUACCGAGCCUCGACACACGGAUUUGCGGCGUCCGCGUUCCACCGCCACUGUGACGGUGUGGCUCCCCUCUUCAUCAUAGCUUCGAGUGCCGCUGGGGCCAUCAGUGGCGGAUUUACGGAUGUAGCGUUCGCCAAAACCAACCGGAAGGGUGGCUACUUACACUCGGAGAAAGCAUUCCUGUUUGCGCUCAACUACGGCAAUGAACCGCCGACGAAGUUCGACAUCGUCAAGAAACCGUACGCCAUUUGCUAUCAUCCCGACUGUGGGCCGAUCUUUGGCGCUGGAGCGGAUCUACUCAUCGCUAGCAACUGCAACGUGACGAUGGAAUCGUACUCCAACUUUCCUCACUCGUACGAUGGGCCUAACGCCGUGUUCGGCCAUUUGUUCGGAGAUUACAAUUUCUCCAUUAUGGACUACGAAGUGUUUACGCUGGCUCCAUCGGCGGCCCCGGUUGGCAAUAAGAUUAAACACGACCGGUAUCCCUGACCGCUCGCUGCUGAGAACCAUCACAGGUCGGCCGUUUCUUUUCUAGGGUUUUCAUUCCAUAUACUCGGUGGUGUUCGUACGAUCCGGUUUUAGUUUUAAAAGUUUUUCUAAUAAAUUUAGUGACUUUUG
Molecule: messenger RNA, 1661 nt
Organism: Anopheles bellator
Lineage: Eukaryota; Metazoa; Arthropoda; Insecta; Diptera; Culicidae
Exons: 8
Coding region: 33-1532 (499 amino acids)
Molecular function (GO): protein binding
Source: RefSeq, a predicted model, not a curated record